Messenger RNA from Suhomyces tanzawaensis NRRL Y-17324, 465 nucleotides. RefSeq lists its product as uncharacterized. The record is from RefSeq and is a predicted model, not a curated record. The transcript has a single exon. The coding region runs from base 1 to 465 and encodes 154 amino acids. NCBI's taxonomy places the organism in Eukaryota, Fungi, Ascomycota, Pichiomycetes, Serinales, Debaryomycetaceae.
AUGUUACCACGAGUCGUAUCAAGAAGAAUUCUCCCCCAAACAAGAGCCCCAAUCGCAAGAAGAUUCGCCUCUGACGUCGAAGCAGGAGAAAUUAAGGGAAACAGAUUCAAGGAUCAUAAACUCGAAGAAACCCCAAAGACUUCUGGUUACAAGCCUCACCCUCACGCCUCUGCCGGUAUCACCAAUGGAACUGCUGGCAAAAGAUUGUUUCCUACAUUUUCCAGCGCAUACAACUCAUACAAACAGGAAAUACCCAAAGCAUUUGGUGCGCUAGCUGCUAUUGGUGCCAUUUUGCUUGUCUGGCCGGCCUUGGUGGUCAAAUCAAGCAAUUUUAUUGACGAUGUACCACAGACUAGUACUGCAGCGGUGACGAUCGAUAAGUUUGGCUUAACUGGCGCCAAGCCAGUUGUUGAUAUUCCGCAAACUUAUUCCAGAAAGGACAAGCCUGCUGACGACGAUGAGUAG